AUGGCGCUCUUAGUGUCUGACGACACAGUUGAAAAGCUAUCUUAUUUCUUCACUGAAGAACUUCUAUUGGCCGCUCUGGACUUAAUAGACAGAGAAUGUGUGUUCAAAUACAUCACGCCAUGGGGUAGAACUCAUUUCCAAGUUCAGGGAUCGACUGAAGUUUAUACGGUGUUUCCCUCCCUUUCUAACUCGCCGACUGUUCCAUCAUUUUGUUCUUGUCCCGCUUUUUCUUUUGCUGUCUUGAUCUCAAACUCCCACUUGAUGUGUAAACAUGUGCUUGCCACUCGUCUCGCCGAUCGGCUUGGGAAGUGCAUCGAGCGACACGCCACCCAAGACGACCUUGUAUCAAUACUCAGUCGCCAAUAUUCCAACCUCUGA
Heterobasidion irregulare TC 32-1 is the source of this 378-nucleotide messenger RNA. RefSeq lists its product as uncharacterized. The record is from RefSeq and is a predicted model, not a curated record. NCBI's taxonomy places the organism in Eukaryota, Fungi, Basidiomycota, Agaricomycetes, Russulales, Bondarzewiaceae. Gene Ontology annotation, molecular function: zinc ion binding. The coding region runs from base 1 to 378 and encodes 125 amino acids. The transcript has 3 exons. Gene Ontology annotation, biological process: double-strand break repair via homologous recombination. Gene Ontology annotation, cellular component: Shu complex.